CAGUAUUUUCUUGUGAUUCUACCAAAAUGGUUUACACAAGAUGAAAUAAAAACAAUAGCGAUUCGCAAGAAUAAGUGGAUUAUUUUAAAAGACCAAAGUGUAGAACGUGUAGUUCAAAAUAUUCCUUACUAUAUUGAAGACUUACUUUUUUUGAUUAAACACCUUCACAACACAAGUCACAGCACCGCAAAAUGUUGAUAUAAAUUUAGAACAUUCCCUCACAAAUCACCAACGGAGAUAAACAUGAACAAAGUGUGGUUUUAUUAUUAUUUAAGAUAAGAUUAGUCAGUCGAAUCCACAGCGCGACAUUAUAAAGGUUGUUUGAUUUUUAUAUCGAUAAACAAUGAAUAAAUUCAUUUAUGGCCACUCGUAGUUAAUGAAAAUUUCUGAAAUAUGGUGGACGUGAGUGUUUCUGCCGACCCGAUCGUGCUGUCAACUGACGAUCCUGAAAGACGAGAUUGUGAACUCUGUGGUAUAAAAUAUAUUCACAUAAAUGACGUGGAGAAACAUAUCAACAGUAGAAAGCAUAAACUCAACCAAAGGAAAUUAACUGAGCCGGAGGCCCAGAACAGAUACAACUGUAAGGACUGCAACAAGACCUUGACCAGUGAAGAAUUCUUGCGAAGACAUGUUGAGAGUAAAUCUCACAAGAAAGAAGUUGAAAAACAUUUACCCAAAAUCGAAGAAUAUAAGGAGAAAACUCAAUCAAUAUGGAUGCAAAAAUGGCAGCUACGGUCAAUGUCAAUUAUUGACUCUACUAUGUCUCCUUCCAAACUUGACGAGGCGACCGUUACAAUAAAUGAAGCAGAGGAAGAAACAUUUGAUAGAAAGAAAUAUAAAGUUCGCAGUGACAACUUGGCGUUCGACAGACUUGAACCAUACGUAUAUUCCUUGGUGUCAUACUUGAGUAUAAGGUUAGCGUUAGACCCAAAUACAACAGAUUUCAACAUAUCAGUCAACAACAGAAACUGGCCCACAUUUGGAGACAUAAUAGUAGAACAAACUUUUAGUGAUAAAUUUGUGACUUAUGCUAUCAGAUGUAAAAAUAUAUCCGAAACACCCCAAACUAUCGAUAAUUUAAAGGAUGCAAAAAUAUUUCUGGAAAAAGAGUAUACUUAUGUUACUCAACACAAAAAUUAUUCAUCGACAACCUUCUUGAUAUUUACGACAUGCAAUACAAGCUCGAAAUUUCCAGAACAAAUAGAAAUUAAACCAGAAUUGAUUAAACAUUUCAUAAAACCUUCGGAGGAGACACCCCCACCUAUAAAAGUAAAAAUAUUUCCAAUGACAAAGAAAAAUUACAUCUUGAAUGUGUCUACUGAUAACGACAACGUGUUUUUAAUGUCGCCUGAACACAGCAGCGGCCUACCUCCAAUAUAUCUUUAUACUAAUCAAAGGUCAUAUCCGCAUUCAAUUAAUGAUUUAAUUAAAAAGCUGUUCCCCAAUUUAAAACCUGAGUUUGCUAGACAAUACAAAAAUUAUAUUGAAAACUGGGCUGAAGGUAAACUAGGAGGAAAUUACAUGUUAUCCAAAAAAGAUGUUAUCUUGAAAAUUGGUGAACUACUGCUUAGUCCAUACACUAUUUUGCCAAAGCUGGUCAACUUCAAAUCUGGUAACUUUGACAUUUGGAACAAGGUUAUUAAUAACACUGACGUGGUUAUUAUAAAAAAUGAACCGUUUAUUUUAAGCAAACUCUGUGAGCCUUUUAACCAGCUAAUCGAGAACUCUUUAUCAACCGUAGAAGAAAAAUUUAAAAUAGAUCCUCUAACAAAAAUUGUAACUAUGUCUGACACAGCUUUCAACAAAAUAUCUGAUCACCAAAUUAAAGCUUAUCUUUUGGAAGAAGGUUUUUGCAGAGAUUUUCAUCUUACAAUAUUGUAUAAAGUGUUUUGGAAAGCAGGGAAAAUAUCACUUUUAAUUUCACUUGAAGAUAACGAAGAUUGUAAAGACUAUAUUUUAGAUGUUAUUUCUUAUAUGAAGCAGGAAGGUGUAAGGAAAAAAUUUAUGUUAAAAACGGAGACUCCUUUUGAAUUUACAUCAAUUCCAAAAAACCUAAAAGUUUUUUCAUGUCUCAACGAUGUCAAAGAACUAGUUAAUUUAGAUCUUUUAAAAAUCUGGGUGGAUAGAAAAUACAGUCUAUCUGCAAAAGAUAUUUGUAAAACAGAUCCAUUCUUUCUAAAAUGGGUGACACCCAGUGCCUUUUUCGAUAUGAUUAUGGAAAGGAUUACUAUGAUCAAAGAGGAGGGUACAAAAAUGGAUGUGCAGACUGAUUUUAAGAUUAUUUUAGAUGACACUGACAGAAACAAGAUAAAGAGUUCUCUUUAUGGUGCAGAGUCGAUUCCAGAGAGUUGGGAUAGAUUGGCAGGAAUUGAUCCGGUAUUAUUUUAGACUUGUCAAAAUACUUUUUGGUAUUUUUUUUAUAUUUUAAUAUACAUACUAUUUUACCUAA
Molecule: messenger RNA, 2449 nt
Organism: Diabrotica virgifera virgifera (western corn rootworm)
Lineage: Eukaryota; Metazoa; Arthropoda; Insecta; Coleoptera; Chrysomelidae
Exons: 6
Coding region: 394-2388 (664 amino acids)
Molecular function (GO): zinc ion binding; nucleic acid binding
Source: RefSeq, a predicted model, not a curated record